AUGAUGCCUCUGGGAACAUUGCUUCUCCCUGUUCUGUGUUUCCUGGGGCCAACAAUUCCACAGGAACUACGGUAUCCCACCUUUUCGCGCAAUGCCACCAAAUUUAUUCACUUUAUUAUGGAUCCCGAUUCAGGAACUCUGUAUUUGGGGGCUACCAACUUCCUGUUUCAGUUGACCCCAGACCUGGUGAUGGAAGAAGCGGUUUCCAUGGGCCCCAUCUUAGACAGCAAAGAUUGUCUUCCUCCUGUUUUCAAGCAGGAUUGUCCCCAAGCCCUGGAGACCGACAACUACGUCAAACUCCUGUUGAUCAACUCGCUAGAGAAGGAGCUCAUUGUUUGCGGCAGUGUGUGGCAAGGCAUCUGUGAGAAGAGGACUCUCGGCUUCAUUAAACAUGUCCUCUUCCAACCCCGGACACCAGGAGACACUCAAUAUGUGGUAGCCAAUGAUCCCAAUAUUUCCACCGUGGGGCUGGUUGGUUACUCCAAAGAAAACGUGCCGCUUCUCUUCGUUGGCCGAGGAUACACCAGUCGGGGCGUCGGAGGCAGCAUCCCUCCCAUCACAACUCGCAAUCUCAGGGCCCACCCAGGAGAGGUGCCAGGGCCCGACUCCCACUCCAUUUUUUCCUACGAGGAAACAGCCAAGUUGGCUGUAGGUCGACUCUCCGAAUACAGCCACCAUUUUAUCAAGUCGUUCACUCACGGUUCCAGUGUCUACUUCCUGUUCUACCGCCGUGAUCUCAAGUCGCAGUCCCGGGAGUACAAGACGUACAUUUCCCGGAUCUGUCUGGAUGAUGCCCACUAUUACUCUUACGUGGAGCUGCCCUUGGUCUGCAGGACCCAAGAGAAGACCUAUAGCCUCUUGCAGGCAGCCUAUGUGGCACAGACAGGGGUAGAAGGACAAGUAGGAGAUGCACUUUUUGUGACUUUUUCUGCCUGGCAGGCUUCUUUGGGGAAGCUGAGUGAGGAAUCUGCACUCUGUGUUUAUCCCAUGGAGGAAGUAGAUCGCUUCAUAACUCAAACCAGGGACCUUUGUUAUACCAAGGACGGGAAAACGGAGGAUGGCAGGGAGGUGGCCUACAUAGAAUACGAUGUCAGCUCUAGCUGCGUCCAGCUCUCCGCAGACACGUUGGCUGCCUAUCCUUGUGGUUCGGACCAUACCCCCAGUCCCAUGGCAAGUCGAGUACCACUUGAAGCAGCACCAGUCCUGGAAAAACCAGAUGCCCGACUAACUGCCGUGGCUGCCAGCAUCGAAGAUGGACACACGGUUGUUUUCCUGGGUGACAGCCAAGGCCGACUACACAAGGGCUACAUGGAAACAACAGGAGAGACCAUUCUCUAUGCUUCUUUGAUGAUCCAGCCGAACAGUGCAGUAUGUAGAGACCUUCUGUUCGACCAGCCGAAGGAGCACCUCUACGUCAUGACUCAGUCAAUGUUGGCUAAAAUCCCCGUCUUUGAAUGUUCCCAGUUCUCCGAUUGCAAGUCCUGUUUGGCAGUGAAAGACCCCUAUUGUGGCUGGUGUGUUCUUCAAGGAAAGUGUAGCCGUCACUCCGAAUGCACCAGGUUCCACGUGAAAGAGCAGUGGCUGUGGGGCUUUCACUCUGCCCAGCAGUGUCUAUCCAUCCUGUCCCUGAGCCCCACCAGCAUCAGCAGGGAAGAACAGAAAAACAUAUUCCUGACUUUUUCGGACUUGCCAGCCCUACAGAACGGAGAGUCCUAUUCUUGCUUCUUUGGAGAGUAUAAGAGCCCAGCUAUAUUGAUGGGUUCAGGCAUUAUGUGCCCCUCGCCAGAGCCCAACCAUGCCCCAAGUUUGAAUGCAGGGACAGACCACAUCACCAUUCAGCUGGAGGUGCGCUUCCACGACAUCUUCAUUGCCUCAACAACUUUCUCCUUUUAUGACUGUUCUGCGGUGGCUUCCCUGAGGAGAUCUGCACCGUGCCAGGGAUGUGUGAGCAGCCACUGGGGGUGUAAUUGGUGCGUCCAUCAACACCUUUGCACACACAAAACUGUCUGUGAAGAUGGGUCUAUUAUCUACAAUAAGAAGACUCAGAUACUGGAUUCCAGCCCAUUCCCUUCCUCAUACACUCCAAGUACAACACAGUCAUCUUUGCCUAUGGUGGCCACUGAACCCCCUACGCUCUCAGAAGCACCAGGGACUACUUCCAUGCCUGCUCCCACCACCACUCCCAUUAUCUACACCAGCCUGCCAGCCACUUCUGCCCCAACUACUCUGAAGCCCGAAACCCUUCCUUCCACCGAAGCACCUCUAUCAACCCCAAGUACUGUUACUUUGCUGGAGACAACCCGGGAUUCUCUGAUAUCGCCCCCCACUGAAGUGCCCACUACUGCGACUGUCGGUCCUACCUCAGAAUAUCUCUCCAGCAGCCAGCUGGAGAUGCUUUCUUCCACAGCGCAUCCUACUUCAGAACCAACUGCAGAUCCAGAAGACGGCUCCACCGAUCCUUCUAUUGCCGUGUAUAGCACACCCCAGCCUGUUCUAGAGGGAAAGACUCCUUCCCUUGAAGCUGAAAGUUCCUCCACUCCACCUUCUGCCCCUGCGACUUCUCCCCUAAGUCCUCUUACCCCUAACCAGACCGGGAGCCCUUCCACAUCUACUAACGUACCACCCAUUGACCUGGAGACCGAGCCUCCCAUUCUCGAGUUGCCUUAUCCUACAGACCUUCCAAAGUGGCUUCCUCCUGAAGACAUCGCAGAACCCCAGGAGAGUGAGGAAUGGAUGGUUUCGCUGCCCUCUGAAAAUGACACCUCCUCUUUCUCUGCAUCCAUCCUUCUCUCGGGGGAUGGGGACUCCUCCGAGAGUGACAUCUCUGAUUUCCCUCGAAUUCUGCACCCAACACUAGAUUAUCAAUAUGAUGCACCUGGAUUUCUGGAUUUGACGGAGGAGUACAGCUGGGGCCCUGAAGCCUGUCCGUGUGUGAAGGGCAUCCAGGGAUCCUCUCUGAUGCCGGUCAAUGUGCAGAAAAAGAUCACCCUGAUUGGACAAAACUUUCACCUCUAUCAGGAUCAGUUUUGGGACUAUGAAUGUGCCUUGGUUCUGGAGGGGAAGACUUUGUCGGUAGAGGCUUAUAUUGAACAAGAUGAAAAUGACCCCUCCAUUUUCUACAUCACAUGCCAAUUGCAUCAGUACAGCUACUCGGCUCCCCAACUAGAAUUCAGUGUGGUCAUUUUCGUCCAGCGGAAACGGCAUCUCCGAGUGGACAGCAUUGAAGAUCUCCAUGUGACCUUAUACAACUGCUCGGUGGGACACUUAGAUUGCAGCCGCUGCCAAACCGCCGAUGCCAAGUAUAGCUGUGUGUGGUGUGGAGGAGAGCAGCCGAGCUGCCUAUUCCAAGACUCCUGCAAAGAAGAGGUUGCAGACACGUGCCCGGCCCCAUUGAUUCAUGCAGUGUAUCCCCUAACUGGUCUGGUUGAAGGUGGCACCAGAAUCACCAUCACAGGUUCAAACCUUGGGCAGAAGCAUCAAGAUAUUGCAGAGACUGUCACAGUUGCAGGAAUCCCCUGUGAAGUUGAUGCUCUGGUAUAUGAAAUCUCCAGCAGUAUCGUAUGCACCACGGGCAGAAGCGGCACUGAGAGGUCCGGGCAUGUGGUCGUGGAAGUCCCUGGAGGUGGGCAAGGCAUCUCUGCUCAUGUAUUCACCUAUCAGAAUCCAGAGCUGAAAUUCGUUUCUCCAGUUCGAGGCCCCAAAGCUGGAGGAACCAACCUCACGCUGACCGGAUCCAAGCUACUGACUGGAAAUCCCAGCAGAAUCAGCAUUUGGGUUGGACACUUCCCUUGCUACAUUCAUUCUGAGAUGCAGGAGCAUGAAUUGUUAUGCCAGACAAGCGCCAGCAAUGUGUCUACAGAGUUUUCCAUCACAGUCAAAUACGGCCAUCAAGAAAGGAGAUUGGAGCAUUCCUUCUUCAAAUACACCCUGGACCCCAACAUCACCUAUGCAGAACCAGCCAAGAGUUUCCAGAGUGGUGGGCGAGAGAUAAGAGUCCGAGGGCAUAACCUCGACGUUGUGCAGUGGCCAAAAGUCCGGGUCACCAUUUCACCCUUGGAGCGCCGACGUCGGGGAGUGGGAAGAUGGCGUAGGAUUAUUCCAGAAACAGGAUGUCUAGAGAAUGCUCUCUGCAGUGUCCAGCAAUUUGAAGAGCCAUGUCAAGUCAAUUCCUCCAACCUCAUACUUUGCAAGACGCCAGCAAUUAAGACAUUGCUCCACUCCGUUCGAGUAAGACUGGAGUUUAUCCUGGAUAAUCUCAGCUUUGACUUCAAUGUCUUUCACCCCACUGGCUUUUCUUAUGAAGUUGACCCUUCCCUGAAGCCCCUCAAUACAGAUGACAUCACCAAACCUUACCGUCACAAGCCUGGAAGCAUCAUCUCCGUGGAGGGAGAAAAUCUGGAUCUAGCCAUUUCUAAAGAUGAAGUAAAAGCCAUGAUUGGAGUUGGGGUCUGCUCAGUCAAGACCCUAACGAAGAACCAUCUGUAUUGUGAGCCUCCUACUGAACAGCCGGCCCCUCAACACCGGGCUAAACGGGAAGGUAUCGACUCUCUGCCAGAAUUUACGGUUCAAAUGGGGAACAAGAACUUCUGGCUCGGGCGUGUGCAAUAUGACACAGAGAGCCAGCUCACUUUCCCCCUGGAGGCCCAGAUUGGCUUGGGAGUGGGCACCUCUUUCGUGGCUUUGAUUGUACUCAUCAUCGUCUUCAUCUACAGGCGAAAGAGCAAACAAGCCCUGAGGGAUUAUAAAAAAGUUCAAAUCCAGCUCGAAAAUCUGGAAACAAGUGUUCGGGAUCGGUGCAAAAAGGAAUUUACAGACCUCAUGACUGAAAUGAUGGAUCUCACCAGUGACCUGGUUGGCACCGGGAUUCCUUUCUUGGACUACAAAUCCUAUGCAGAACGGAUCUUCUUUCCAGGCCACCGGGAGUCCCCACUGCAAAGGGACCUCGAUGUGCCUGAAUCUCGCCGGCAGACAGUUGAACAAGGCCUGGUGCAGCUCUCCAAUCUCCUCAACAGCAAGCUCUUUCUCACCAAGUUUAUUCACACCUUGGAAAUCCAGCGUACCUUUUCUCCAAGGGACCGGGCUUAUGUCGCAUCCCUUCUCACAGUCGCCUUGCAUGGGAAGCUUGAGUACUUCACCGAUAUCCUCAAGACUCUCUUGAAUGACCUGGUAGAGCAAUACGUAGCCAAGAACCCAAAGCUGAUGCUGAGAAGGACAGAAACUGUGGUUGAGAAGCUGCUGACCAACUGGAUGUCCAUCUGCCUCUACGCAUUCGUCAGGGACUCUGUUGGGGAGCCCCUCUAUAUGCUUUUCCGGGGUAUCAAGCACCAAGUAGACAAGGGCCCCGUUGACUGGGUAACUGGGAAGGCAAAGUACACCUUGAAUGACAACCGACUUCUCCGAGAAGAUUUGGAAUACCGCACGCUGACAUUAACAGCACAAUCGCAAGCUGGGAACACAGUGGGAGGAACGGAGGGCAGCCAGGGAGUGUUGGUGAAGGGUCUGGAUUGUGAUACAAUCACCCAAGUGAAAGAGAAGAUCCUGGACCAGCUCUACAAAGGGACACCUUAUUGCCAUCGACCUGACUCGGACUCGCUUGACUUGGAAUGGCGGUCUGGACUGGCUGGGCAUCUCAUCCUCUCUGACGAGGAUGUGACUUCAAUCAUCCAGGGCAGCUGGAAGAGGCUCAACACACUGCAACACUAUAAGGUGCCUGAUGGAGCCACUGUUGCCCUAGUCCCUCGUAUGACCAAACACCUUCCCAGGGAGAAUCAGGAUUACAUCCCUGGAGAGAAAACUCCAAUGCUGGAGGAUGCAGAUGAGGGUGGCAUGAAGCUUUGGCACCUGGUGAAAUCGACCGAGGAACCUGAGCUGCCUAAACAUCGGCGAGGGAGCCUGCGGGAACGGGAGAGAGCCAAAGCGAUUCCAGAGAUCUAUCUAACGCGCCUCCUUUCCAUGAAGGGCACGCUACAGAAAUUUGUAGACGAUUUAUUCCAAGUGAUCCUCAGUACCAAUCGUCCUGUCCCUCUGGCUGUGAAAUAUUUUUUUGACCUGCUAGAUGAGCAAGCACUGAAUCAUGGGAUCACAGAUCCAGAAACCAUCCACAUCUGGAAAACAAAUAGUCUGCCUUUAAGGUUCUGGAUCAACAUCAUCAAGAACCCCCAGUUUGUGUUUGAUGUGCAAACGUCAGAUAAUGUGGACGCUGUGCUCUUGGUCAUUGCUCAGACUUUCAUGGACUCCUGCACCCUUGCUGACCACAAACUGGGUCGGGAUUCCCCAAUUAACAAGCUGCUCUAUGCCCGUGACAUUCCACGCUAUAAACAGAUGGUGGAAAGGUACUAUGCAGAUAUUCGCCAAACCAUCUCAGCCAGCGAUCAAGAGAUGAAUUCUGCCUUGGCAGAGCUGUCACGGAAUUACUCAGGUGAACUCAAUUCCUUGGUGGCUCUGCAUGAACUCUACAAGUACAUCAACAAAUACUAUGAUCAGAUCAUCACAGCCUUGGAGGAAGACCCGAUCGCACAGAAAAUGCAGCUGGGGUAUCGCCUGCAACAGAUCGCCGCAGCCGUGGAGAACAAAGUCACAGACUUGUGAGGUGUCCAAGGGACAGUUCGGGUAGAAAGAAAACAGACAGCACCCACCGCCGUCCCAACUGAGGCUCUAUGCUGAGGUGGAGAGAAGCAGCAGCAGCAGCAGCAGCAGAGGGUCAGGAAAUGCCAAGGGCGAGGAGGUGCCAGAGAACUACUUUUUUUUAAAAAACAGACUCCUUUUUAAAAAAAAAAAAAAUAACACUUAAAGUAAAACGAUAAUAAUGAACUUGUGCCCAGAAGCCGAAAGGCUCCAUCAGAUGAACUGAGCCAUUUUCAGCCAGGAGGCCAGAUGUUAUGAAUGUGCCAAGGAGAGUUAGAGAACAGUGCAGCUGUGAGGGAUGCUGGAUCUUCACACACACACAAACACACACAGAGAGACAGACACACACAUGCCCUGUGAAGAAAGAGGUGGGAACCUGAACUCUCCUGGAGCUUCCUAUGGACUUUCUUGGAUUCCUUAGCGAGAGCAUCCUACUGGCUCAACAUGGGGAGAUUCACCCCUGUCCUCCUUGCUGCGCUUGGGAGUCUCAACACCCAGCGAGACGUACUUUCCUCUGGAAUGAUGGGGGGCGAGCCAAGACGAACACAACAGACAAAGGAUACAGGCAGAGGAAGGAAGAUCCAGCUCCCAACUGGCAGAAAUCCCUGAAAGAUUGUGGGGGGGAAUCGCCUCCCUUCCUCCCACCUACCCCCUCAAGACGGUCCUGACGUUCCCUGGGCGUGUGUCUUCCUGUAGCUGCUGCUUCCGGCCCUUUCCCGCUCUGCUUUCCUCAAACGAACAACACGACCACCACUGGCCUUGCCUUCCCGACAAUGAACCGGGGGGGGGGGGGUGAGGCUGCCAAUCGCUCUGCAGAAAAGAGCGGAGGCCUGUAGGAGUUUUGAGGUCCCUCCCUUGCCCCUUUGGGUUAGCAUUUCUCGAGUAAACCCCCUUCCUCCUGAGAGGUUCCUUCUUCCUAGGCACCUGAUUCCACCCUUCCUCCCCCUUUAGAGACUUUCCCACCUUUUUUUCAGACGCUUCUCGGAAGGAUGACAAAGCUGGGGAUUUGCCAGCUUUGAUUUUUCUCCUUCACCCUGGCAGGUUUUGCUAUUUGUAUGCCCAUUUGUUGCUAUGCUCUCCUCCUCCUCCUCCUCCUCCUCCUCCUCCUCCCCCUCCUCCUCCUGUCUCUUUGAGAGCAGCUAGAUUUACAGGCAUUGGCAGACAGUAAUGUUGAUCUCCAUGUCGUGACAGGCACCGCCUGCUGAUUUUUGUAACUUAAUCUGCUAUUAAAGAACAGGGGGGGAGCCAAGCAGAGCGCACACACACACACACACACACACACACACCACACACACACUUUUCUGGGGCCAGCUUUAUUCUGAUUAAAAUUAAACCUCAGCGAUGGGUUGAUGCGUUGCCUAAUUGUUCCCCAGUCCUUUCUAUUGAGAGAUGAGGUGAGCUCACCAGCGCUCUUAAUUUCAUUUCCUUUGUCUCUCUUUGUCUCUUCUCUUUGUCCAUUAUCUGUUAGUAACCCAAAUCCAGGGGGAAAAGAACCCUUCCGUGCUCCAGUCAGCUAUGCUCUGAUAGAUUGGGAUCUUUCCUCAUUACUAGUUUAAUCCAAUACCAGAAAUAAUUUCAUUUUGUCAUUCGGUAUCACAGGCUUCUUCAGAGCUCUGCAAAAACCUCUAGUACAGGGGCGUCAAACUCGAUUUCAUUGAGGGCUGCAUCAGGGUUGCAUUUGACCUUGAGGGGGGGGGGAGAUGGAGUGGACUUGGGAAAGGUGGGCAUGGCCAGCUCGACGCCACUCACGUUGGGGGCAUAUGUGGUGGCCUGAGUGCUCUGCCAGAGAAAACGGGCUUCUGAGCUCUGUUUUAGGCUGCUACAGCCU
This is a messenger RNA of Thamnophis elegans (Western terrestrial garter snake), 8452 nucleotides long. RefSeq names its product plexin B1 (gene PLXNB1). The transcript has 36 exons. Gene Ontology annotation, biological process: negative regulation of cell adhesion; regulation of cell migration; semaphorin-plexin signaling pathway involved in axon guidance. Gene Ontology annotation, molecular function: semaphorin receptor activity; protein binding. Gene Ontology annotation, cellular component: semaphorin receptor complex. Lineage: Eukaryota; Metazoa; Chordata; Lepidosauria; Squamata; Natricidae. The record is from RefSeq and is a predicted model, not a curated record. Bases 1 to 6588 code for a protein of 2195 amino acids.